Molecule: messenger RNA, 1985 nt
Organism: Alternaria rosae
Lineage: Eukaryota; Fungi; Ascomycota; Dothideomycetes; Pleosporales; Pleosporaceae
Product: ammonium transporter AmtB-like domain-containing protein
Exons: 3
Coding region: 308-1777 (489 amino acids)
Biological process (GO): ammonium transmembrane transport
Cellular component (GO): plasma membrane
Molecular function (GO): ammonium channel activity
Source: RefSeq, a predicted model, not a curated record
AUCUCCACUCCUCCUUAGUGUCCUGGGGAAGUGGAACGAUAAGGAACUUUGGGUGUCUCUCACUAUACCGAUCACGGACAAUAAUUCCUUCCCAUGGCUAUGGUUCUGCUAGCGGGUUCUUGGUUGGCUGGAAAGGACGCGUUGCAUAUCAUGUUAUCCUGGGAACGAGAUGGUGCGCUCGUGCGACCGAGACGUGCGUAGGAAAUAGAUCGCUAGAUAUAAACGUGGUAGAUCCCCGAGGAUUCGGUACUGUGAAUUGCUCCGAGUGUACGACUUUUGGUGCUUUACCGUACAACAUAUAGUCAACAUGGCGGCUAUUCCAGCCCCGACACCCAUCACAGAAUGGCCGGACUACGCUAUCGAUCCCAAUGGAGGAGACGUCAUGACGACUGAUCUCAAUGCGCUCUACGACAAAGGCGAUCUGUGUUGGAUGCUAGUCAGCACAGUACUAUGUUGGCAAAUCACACCCGCCAUCGGCUUCCUCUACGCAGGCAUGCAUCGCCGAAAAGCAGCACUCACCAUGAUCUUCCAAUCUCUCUUCUGCGCCUGCGCAGUUGGCAUCCAAUUCUGGGUCUACGGUUACUCUCUCUACCAGUCGCAUACAACCAACCCUUUCCUGGGAGAUCUGUCAAAAGCGGGUCUACACAACACACUCGCUUCACCGUCGCUCGCGAACGCCGAUAUUCCUGAUAUACUCUAUGCUGCAUUCGGGUUCACUUUCGUUACCUGCACCGCGAUGAUCUUGGCAGGAGCAAUGCUUGAGCGAGGACGCUUGUUUCCAUCGAUGCUCUUCCUGCUCUGCUGGACCACGUUUGUAUACUACGUGCUAGCACAUGCGGAGUGGAACCCUAGUGGCUGGCUCUACAAGCUUGGUGUUCUCGACUUCGCCGGCUCGGGUCCUGUGCACAUCGCGUCUGGUUUCUCUGCUCUGGCUUGGGCUGUUAUGCUCGGCCCACGCGUUGAUCCGCAUAAAGAGUCGCAUCACCCUAGGAUACCGCACUUCAAGCCUCACUCUCCGUUUCUUGUUGGACUCGGCACGAUAUUGAUCUGGUUUGGAUGGUUUGCGUUCAACGGCGCUUCAACUGCCAACCUCUCCCUUCGCUCUAUAUACAUCGUCUGCAACACCAACCUCGCAGGCUCUGGCGGCGGGAUAGCCUGGGUCCUUCUGGAGUACAUGUUCACUCGCAGGUUCUCUAUCAUCGGCUUCUGUUCUGGAAUUAUCUCCGGUCUCGUCGGCAUCACACCAGCUUGUGGAUUUGUGCCUGUGCAGACCGCAGCCCUGAUCGGAGCACUCACCUCCUGUGCAUCCUUCUUCACAGUCCGCUACAAAUACCUCCUCCGCAUCGAUGAAGGCCUCGACAUCUUUGCCAUACACGGCGUUGGCGGUUACGUCGGAGACAUCAUGACCGGCUUCUUCGCAGCACCUUACGUACCUGCCAUGGAUGGCGUAAGCAACACCUACGAAGGCGGAUGGUGGGCAAGGAAUUGGAAGCAGAUGGGUUACCAGCUGGCUGCUGCGACUACAUGCGCGGCGUGGUCAUUCGUCGUCUCGAUCAUCUUGCUUUUCAUCAUUGACAGGAUUCCGGGUUGCCAUAUUCGCGCGACUGAGGAUGAUGAGCUGAGGGGAUUGGACUACAAGUAUUUCAGUGAUGCAGAUGGGGAUAUGGAGGUUCUGACUGGCUAUGGUCCUGCGACUCCGGGUCGAGCGGCGUCGCAGGUUGCGAGCGGGUCUGAGAGUCAUCAGGAUGUGCCUGUUGUAACGGAGAAACGGGAUUGAAGGGUGCGCGCCUGACAGAGCUGUUCUGGAUCGCCCGGGUGGUUGAUAGCGCGAUGAUGAUUUCCCAUGCUUCCAUGGUCUGCCAAUUGUACUUUCAUGACCGAGAGCAGCUCUGUAAAUUUGUUUUCUUUUCUUUGUGUAUUAUCCGUCUCUUGUUCGUCAGCUUUUUGCUUCAUGUUCUGCAAUCGAGAUACCAACAUUCAUCCGC